Molecule: messenger RNA, 2217 nt
Organism: Pipistrellus nathusii (Nathusius's pipistrelle)
Lineage: Eukaryota; Metazoa; Chordata; Mammalia; Chiroptera; Vespertilionidae
Source: the annotation of a GenBank genome assembly
AUGGACCCCACAGCCAAGGACGAAAUGCAGCCUUCCCUUCCUCCUGGGUCAGAGUGGCCGGAGCAGGAGAGGGCGGAGCAGCUGGCCCGGGGAGCAGCACUCAAGUGGGCCUCAGGCAUCUUCUACCGGCCAGAGCAGCUGGCCAGGCUGGGCCAGUACCGCAGCCGGGAGGUGCAGCGCACCUGCUCCCUGGAAGCACGCAUUAAGUCAGUGGUGCAGUCCUACCUGGAGGGUGUGAAGACUGGGGUGUGGCAACUGGCACAGGCCCUCGAGGCCGUGCAAGGAGCCCGUGAGGCCCUGGGCCAGGCCCGUGGGCUGCUCCGGGGCAUGGCCAACGCUGUACAGACCCUAGAGCCCUUGCGGGAGCAGGUGGUCCAACACAAGCAGCUGCAGGCCCUGUCUCAGCUGCUGCCCCGGCUGCGAGCAGUGCCGGCUGCGGUGGUCCACACACAGACCCUGAUCGACGCCCAUCGGCUCUUGGAGGCAUAUGGGGGCCUCAGGGAGCUGGAGCAGCUGCAAGAGGAGACGUGGGCCUCUCUGGGGGGCCUGGAGUUGCCCGUCUUUGAGGGGCUGGGCCCUCUGGCGGAGGCACUGGGCCAGGCUGUGGAGGCAGCUGUCGGGGCGGCAGGGCAGCUGGCCCGGGAGGACCCGGCCCUGUUGGUGGCCGCUGUGCGUGUGGCGGAGGUGGAGGCCGGCAGGACCACCCCCCUGGAGCAGGCCCCCCGGGACUGGCGACAGCGCUGUCUGCGAGCGCUAGAGGAGGGCCUUGAGCGGACCCACUUCGGGACGCCUCUGCUGCCUGGACCAGGGGCCCUCGCGGGGUGGCUGGAGGCUCUGCGGGUGGCUCUCCCAGCCGAACUGGCCACGGCGGAGGCACUGAUAGCACCCUGCUGCCCACCACACUACAAGGUGGUGCAGCUGUGGGCCCACACCCUGCACGGCGGCCUGCGGCGCUGCCUGCAGCAGCUCCUGGAAGGGCCCGAGCUGGGGGCCGCCGACGCCUUCACCCUGCUGCACUGGGCGCUGCACGUGUACCUGGGGCCGGAAAUGAUGGGGAGCCUGGAACUGGGGCCGGAGGCUGAUGUGUCUCAGCUGGAACCUCUCCUGACCCUGGAGAACAUCGAGCAGCUAGAGGCAACGUUUGUAUCCAAAGUCCGGGAGAACGUGGUGCAGUGGCUGCGGAAGGCACUGGAUGGGGAAGUGGCUGAAUGGGGCCGGGAGCGGGAGCCUGACACAGAUCCAUCUGGUUUCUACCACUCACCAAUGCCAGCCAUCGUGCUGCAGAUCCUGGAAGAAAACAUUCGAGUAACCAUCCUGGUCAGUCAGUCACUGCAGCGGCGGGUGCACGGCAUGGCCCUGUCAGAACUGGGGGUGUUCCUGAGAAGCUUUAAUGAUGCUCUGAUCCGAUUCUCCCGAGACCACCUCAGAGGGGAAGCAGUGGUCCCUCAUUACGUGUCCUACCUCCUGGCUGCCCUCAACCACCAAUCGGCACUCAGCUCCUCCGUGUCCGUCUUGCAGCCCGAAGGGGUGGUCUCAGGGGCCUUGGCUCCGGUGGAGGCAGCGCUGGACGAGUUGCAGAGGAGGAUCUGCCGGCUGGUGCUGGAGGCGCUGUUGCUGGAGCUCCAGCCCCUGUUCGAGACUUUGCCCUCGCGCCCUUGGCUGUCGAGCCCGGAGCUGCUGAGCAAUGUGUGCGAGCGGACAGCGCGCUUCUGCCGGAACUUCUGGCGUGUUCGGAACCCCACAUUCCAGGUGCUCCUGGCCGAGGCGGAGCGCACGGUGGUGCUGCUGUACCUGGGCGCGCUGAUGCAGGGCCGCCUGGUGUGCCGCGGGCCGGAGGAGCGGAACCAGGCAGCCGAGCGCAUGCAGCAGGAUGCCACCCAGCUCCGGGAUCUCUUCCUCGAUCUGGGCCUGGAAGAGAACGUUCAUUGCGCGCCGGUGCUGCUCACCCUGCGAAAGCUGCUGAACCUCCGCGACCCCACGAUGCUGGGCCUCGAGGUGGCGAGCCUUCGGCAGCAAUUUCCCGACGUAAGCGAGGAACAUAUCUCCGCCCUCUUGGACCUGCGCGGGGACGUGUCCCGGGAGCAGCGCCUGGCCGCACUCAGCUCCCUGCAGGACGGCCCGCAGCCCUCGCCCCGCGCGGGUCGCCGCGCCCUCUUCAGCCUCGUGCCGGCGCCCACGCCUUCCCCGUCCUGUCUCUUCUCGGGGUCCUGUGCCUGA